Messenger RNA from Kwoniella shivajii, 621 nucleotides. RefSeq lists its product as uncharacterized. The transcript is spliced from 2 exons. The record is from RefSeq and is a predicted model, not a curated record. Bases 1 to 621 code for a protein of 206 amino acids. NCBI's taxonomy places the organism in Eukaryota, Fungi, Basidiomycota, Tremellomycetes, Tremellales, Cryptococcaceae.
AUGUCACCAGCAAUAAAUCCUCAGAGUCCGCUGAUUCUAACGUUAAGACUGGAUCAGGCGACACAUAAGCUACUCACCGAUCUGCGGUCGAAAUACUUUCCCCCACAUAGGAAUUUCCUUACUGCUCAUGUUACACUAUUCCACGCUAUCCCCGUCCAUCGAUUCGCCGAAUUAGAUUCUAAGCUGAAGACUAUAUGUAACGAAAGGAAAGGAUGGGAUGUAUUCAUUGGAGAACCUGAGAAGAUGGGAAAUCGCGGUGUAUACCUUAGAUUGAGAGAAAGACCUUCAAGUACAACAGAAGGACUUCGGGCUCAGCUUUUAGCAGAUCUCAAGAGGGGGAUUAAAGAGGAUAAGGAUAAGCUGACCAAUCAGGAUUUACAAACUAUGAAAAGGCCUCACGUCACUGUUCUUAACAAAGCGAACGGAGAUGAAGAAGUGGAAAAGUGCUUAGCAGAGGUGAAAGAGGUGUUUGAAAAGAUGAAAAAGGAUGGUCAGAAAGAAGGACAACAUAUAGGCAGAGCUACUGGUUUUGAGCUAUGGGAAUAUCUUGGUGGACCAUGGAAGCAUCUAAAGGCAUAUUCGUUUCAAGGGGAAGAGUUGGAAGGGAAUGAUAAUGUUUGA